This is a messenger RNA of Cololabis saira (Pacific saury), 2070 nucleotides long. RefSeq names its product ER degradation enhancer, mannosidase alpha-like 2 (gene edem2). Gene Ontology annotation, cellular component: endoplasmic reticulum; membrane. NCBI's taxonomy places the organism in Eukaryota, Metazoa, Chordata, Actinopteri, Beloniformes, Belonidae. Gene Ontology annotation, molecular function: mannosyl-oligosaccharide 1,2-alpha-mannosidase activity; calcium ion binding. The coding region runs from base 125 to 1825 and encodes 566 amino acids. The transcript is spliced from 11 exons. Gene Ontology annotation, biological process: mannose trimming involved in glycoprotein ERAD pathway; endoplasmic reticulum mannose trimming; carbohydrate metabolic process. The record is from RefSeq and is a predicted model, not a curated record.
UCCAGGUUCCUGUCAGUUUCACGAGAGGUCGGAUUUACCUGAACUUCUGUCUUUUCUCCCUUGUUUUAUUCCGGUUUUAUGUCCCCCGUGUCCGUGUGCUGCGCGGCCCCGCCGGUCUGUCCCCAUGCGGGCCGCCCUGAGCGCGGCGGUGCUGCUGCUGCUGAGCGGCGUCGCGGCUCUGCACUUCACCGAGGAGCAGAUGGCUGCUGUCAGGGAGCGCAUCAAAUCCAUGUUUUACCACGCUUACAACAGUUACCUUGACAACGCCUUCCCCUACGAUGAGCUCCGCCCUCUUACCUGUGACGGACAAGACACCUGGGGCAGUUUCUCUCUCACUCUGAUCGACGCGCUGGACACUCUGCUGGUUUUGGGAAACCGAACAGAGUUUCAGCGCGUGGCGACGCUCCUCCAGGACACCGUGGACUUCGACAUCGAUGUCAAUGCAUCCGUGUUUGAAACCAACAUCAGAGUGGUGGGAGGUCUGCUGUCAGCCCACAUGCUGGCAGGGCGGGCCGGGAUGGAGCUGGAGCCUGGCUGGCCCUGCACGGGACCGCUGCUGAGGAUGGCCGAGGACGCCGCCCGGAAACUGCUGCCUGCGUUCCAGACUCCCACCGGGAUGCCGUACGGUACCGUGAACCUGCUGCAUGGCGUCAGCCCGACCGAGACUCCCGUCACCUGCACCGCUGGCGUGGGGACCUUCAUCCUGGAGUUCGCCACCCUGAGCCGACUAACGGGAGACCCAGUAUUUGAGAACGCAGCCCGCCAAGCCCUGAGGGCGCUGUGGAAGACCAGAUCUGACAUCGGACUGGUAGGAAACCACAUCGACGUCCUGUCGAAGAAGUGGGUCGCUCAGGAUGCUGGUAUUGGGGCCGGAGUCGACUCUUACUUCGAGUAUCUGGUGAAGGGAGCCAUUAUGCUCCAGGAUGAAGAGCUGCUCGGCAUGUUCAGAGCGUACGAUAGAGCCAUCCAGAACUACACCCGUUUCGAUGACUGGUACCUCUGGGUGCAGAUGCACAAAGGAACUGUCUCCAUGCCCAUUUUCCAGAGUCUGGAGGCCUUCUGGCCCGGCCUUCAGUCUCUGCUGGGGAACCUGGACAGCGCUGUGAGAACUUUCCAGAACUAUUACUCGGUGUGGAGACAGUUUGGUGGUCUGCCGGAGUUUUACAGCAUCCCUCAGGGAUACACUGUGGAUAAGCGAGAGGGAUACCCGCUCAGGCCAGAGUUGAUCGAGAGCGCCAUGUAUCUAUUCAGGGCGACAGGAGACCACACCUACCUCCAGCUGGGCCUCGACGCGCUGGAGUCCAUAGAGCGGAUCUCCAGGACGGGCUGUGGAUACGCCAGCGUCAAAGACCUGCGAGAUCACCAGCUGGACAACCGGAUGGAGUCCUUCUUCCUCGCUGAAACCAUCAAGUACCUGUACCUGCUCUUUGACCCCUCCCACUUCCUGCAUGGUGGGGGGACGGAAGGGGACGGGUCCUGGGAGGAGGGCGGUGAGGGGGGGCAGUGCGUGUUGGGGGCGGGGGGGUUCAUUUUCAACACGGAGGCUCACCCUCUAGACCCGGCGGCGCUGUACUGCUGCAGCCGCCAUUCCCAGGACCGCCAGGAGCUGGGGGACAUGCUGCUCCGCCUGUCGCAGGCGGGCAGGAAACCCGCCAGCCAAUCAAAGCAGCCCGACACACAGCCGGAGGACACGCCCCCUGGCCAGUCAGAGACUAUCGCUCUGAAGCCGGGGGAGAAGAGGACAGCCCCGGCGCUGUCCUGCCCCGUCCAGCCGUUCAGCGCGCGACUCUCCAUCCUGGGACAGGUUUUCAGCGACAACACCUGAGAGUGUUCUGGGUCACAUGGUCGCCCUCCGGCCUGAGAGAGUCACAUGGUCGCUGCACUCUGGCCUCACGGCUGUGAACAGACCUUCUCCAUCAGUCAGCCUCCACAGUGAUUCAAAACAUUCAGGAUGCUGAAACAGAUUUAAACCAACUUUGAAGGUGCUCGGGACCAAAAAGACUCAAACGACUGCAUCUUAAAUCAAACUUCAGAUAUAUUUUUAUUUAUUAAACUUGGUCCAAGACUUGA